This is a messenger RNA of Tachysurus fulvidraco (yellow catfish), 2137 nucleotides long. RefSeq names its product MAX dimerization protein 3 (gene mxd3). Gene Ontology annotation, biological process: regulation of transcription by RNA polymerase II. The record is from RefSeq and is a predicted model, not a curated record. Lineage: Eukaryota; Metazoa; Chordata; Actinopteri; Siluriformes; Bagridae. Bases 215 to 811 code for a protein of 198 amino acids. Gene Ontology annotation, molecular function: protein dimerization activity; DNA-binding transcription factor activity, RNA polymerase II-specific; RNA polymerase II cis-regulatory region sequence-specific DNA binding. The transcript has 6 exons.
ACCCCUAACUAGUGCACCCCUAACUAGUGCACGAGGAGGCGUUUGGUAUUGAAUCUAAGUGAAAUCAUAGGAAAGGGCGUGAUGAGACUGACGCGUAUUACGUGGCAGCUGGAGCAGAGCUGCCAAAUCGCCCUGCACAAAAACACACACAUCUUCACGGGUGUUGCCUCUUUUGGUGCUAAUCUACAGUAAAAAAUAUAUAUAUCUAAUCAAGAUGGAAGUAAACACAUGCAACAUUCAAGUUCUUCUGCAAGCUGCUGAAUACUUGGAAAGAAGAGAAAGAGAAGCUGAGCAUGGCUACGCUUCGGUCCUUCCAUUUUACAGUAAAACGACAGAAAAGAGAAGCAAAGUGAAAACUAAAAAGAAUUCAGCUGGGAACAGCAGGUCAGUACAUAAUGAACUGGAAAAGCACAGACGAGCUCAGUUGCGCCACUGCUUGGAGCAGCUGAAACAGCAGGUCCCACUGUCCUCAGACUCUACAAGGAACACCACUUUGAACUUGCUUAGGCGGGCACAGAUGCACAUAAAGAAGUUGAAGGAGCAGGAUGAGCGGGCUGAGUUAUUGAAGGACCGGCUGCGCUGGGAGCAGCAGGAGCUGCGUAUGCGUCUGCAGCAGCUGCAGGGUAGCACAGAGAGGAUGCGUAACGACAGCCUGGGCUCGGCCGUGUCCUCCGAAAGAUCCGAUUCGGACAGAGAGGAUGUGGAGAUUGAUGUUGAGAGCAUGGUGUGGACUUUGGACCCUGACAGUCUGGGCUUGACACACACCGACGCAGAUCAUAGUUACUCUACUUCCGAUCGUGCCUGGUUAUGACGACUACAAGACUGCUAUUAAUUAUUUCUGAAACAUUCCAAAAACUGUAUUACAAGGUUGAAGAAAAACAAGGCCUCAAACCAAAAAUAUGACCGCUUGCCACAGAAACACUGCUGCCAUUGUAUAGCCAUCAGACUCAGGCUGUUUGCAAGCAUUACUGGAUUUUUGGUAAUAUAUGAUAUUUUUAUGACGUGGUGCUAUAGAUACGCAGUGAUUAACGGAGGUCUGACAGUUUGGUCAUGUAUUUUGUUCUUAAUGUCCUUGUCAUUCUUCUUUAAGCUAAUUGGCUCUGUGUCAGGGUCAUUCUGCAGUAUAUACUUGCUUGCACUUAGACCUUUCACUUAUUUAACAAAUGUUGCUCUCUAAUUUUGAUAUGUUGCACAAAGCAGCUGCAUCAGCACUUAACUUCACAUCAUUCAUACUUAGAACGUUCGUUCUUGGAUUUCUUAUUUUCAUGUCAACAAUGCAGAUCGUGUCCAUAUCAGUGUUUUUAAAGCUUUUCUCUUUUUGAAAGAUCAACAGCACUCAUGGAGGUGUAUUCUGUGCAGCCAGUGGAAAAAAAACCUCUUUUCACUUGUUUCUAAUAAACAAUCUUGUUUGCCAAGUUAAAUUCAAAUUCUAAUAAUAGCUAACACUUAAAAUUAAUAUAGAUGGAUAUAAAGGUAAUGGACGACUUUAUCCAAUAACGGCAUUGAUUUAAAUUAAAUUUUGUAUUGAUCAGCUGGCAUGAUCUUAUUUGUCUUAACGGCAACUUCCUUCAUUUUGCAGUGGCAUGUUUAAGUCGGGUAUUUCAUACUGUGAUUUGUACAUGUGUUUACUGAAAGUGGUUCAUGCCUUACAAUAAUGAACAAGAUACUUUUUUUUCCUGCACUAAUAGUUGUUAGUUAAGCUAAUUUUAGGUGCCAGAUCAGUUUUCCUCAAAUAAUUCCAGAAACAAUGUAUUUUUAGAUGAAACUGUAGAUUAAUAGUAAGCAUUUCCCCCCUAUGUUCCUACCAACGUAGUUGCUAGGCUUCACCUGGAAGGUGCAUCUAUACUUAGGACUUUUUUAAUCUGUGUAUGUACAGCAAAACAUGUUGAAAUAUCAGCAAUCCGGCUGAAUCUGGCAUUUAUGCAAUUAAUUAAUGUUCAGUUAUUCAGUGUAAAUGUACACAGCUAAAUAGUACACUGUAUAUGUGAUUGUGAACACCAAAAGCCUUAUGACCUUUUUGUAUGACUUUGGAUCGCCAUCACUUUUGUAUUUAUCUGCCCUCUGUGUAUUCGUAUGUAGCAUUUUCUUACCAAUGUAAACCUUUUGUACAAAUAAAUAUUUUAUGUAUUUAACUUGA